CCCUGUAGUUCACUGGAUAGAUAAGAUGGCUGCUCUUGAGAAACAUCCAGACCUGAGGCUCCAGCAGAACAAUCCAUCGGAUCCCAGCACUGGUCAGAAGAGUAGUUUCUUGGAGACUGACUGGAAAACACCGAUGUUGUCCGUGAAGUUCCAGAGCCGUGUCAGUCGCUGUUCAAGCGUGGCGGACAGUGGGGAUGGGGGCAUUGGGACCUCCUGCUCGGACAGUACAGAAGACUUCUGCAAUUCCAGUAACGGUUCCUCAUUCCAGCCCAUCAAAACCCAAGUGACCAUCCCAACAGCCCAUGUUAUGCCUUCUACAUUGGGUGCCUCACCCUCCAAGCUGUGCUCUGUGGGAGACCAGAGCUGUUCGCAGAGUACUUCAAAAACUGCUAUGCCAGGAUCUGCUUCUGAACACGCAGGGCUCAUGAGAAACGGGGAUUUUAAUGCUGGGAGGUCAUCUCAGGUGCCACCCAGGGAUCUCUUGCGAGUCUACGGGACUUCAGGGGAAAAUGGUUUUGAGCCAUCAUGGCAUCCUGUUUCUGAUCACAUGAGAACAGAAGAUACUUGGAAGUUUGACACCCCUGCCAUUGAGCGCACCCUUAACCAGUCUCUCUUUCCGGAUAGUUUGUGCACUGACCCUCUGCACAGGUUCCAGAAGUUCAAUCCAAACUCUGGGGCAGCUGAGACAGGAAAGGACCAUUAUAAGGUGUUGCCAGAGAGUAAGCAAGCAGCAGGGGCUAACGGAGUCUGUGAGCCCCAGGACGGAACGUGGCCGAGCGGGAGCCGACUGAUGCCAACGGGACUCCAGGCCAACAGUUUCUUUUCAAAACCUGUAACUCCUUCAUCUCGAGCGUGGAUGCAAGAAGCCUGCAUGCUACACCCGCAUGAGCGGGUCUGUGAGCUUGGUGCUUGGAAACAAGAGCUGGAGAAAGUGCGAUUGCAAAUAGAGCAAAUGCAGUUACAAAAUGGAGGUGCCUGCCACCAUCCCUCAAUGUAUUCUCCUUCACUGCCUACACCUGAUCCAGCCCAGUGGAUCAAUAUCCUGAACUCCAAUGAAAACCUACUCAAGGAGAAAGAGCUUCUCAUUGACAGACAAAGACAACACAUAUCCCAGUUGGAGCAGAAGGUCCGGGAAAGUGAACUGCAGGUUCAUAGUGCCCUGCUUGGCUGUCCAGCACCCUACGGAGAUGUCUACAUGUUGAGAAUGCAGGAGCUGCAGCGAGAGAACACGUUUCUUCGAGCACAGUUCACAGAGAAGACUGAAUCGCUCAGUAAGGAAAAGAUUGAAUUGGAGAGAAAACUGGCUGCUGCAGAGGUGGAUGCAAAGCUGAUCCGGGAGUCGCUGAAGGAAACUAUGCAGAAACAUGCAGAGGAGUUAAAGAAACAGGAAGAAAGGGUAAAGGGAAGAGACAAACACAUUAAUAACCUUAAAAAGAAAUGCCAGAAGGAAUCGGAACAAAACAGGGAGAGACAACAGAGAAUUGAGACCCUGGAACGAUACCUGGCUGAUCUACCAACCCUUGAGGACCACCAGAAACAAAGUCAGAAGCUGAAGGAAUCUGAACUGAAGAGUACUGCUAUGCAGGAAACAGUGCUGGCACUAGAAACAGAGCUUGGAGAUGUCCGGGCUGCUUUCAGGGAGCAAGAGAUGCAGCUAGAAACCCAAAAACAAAAGGAGCUGGAGCUUCGUUCCACCGUGCGCAGCUUGCAGGACAAGAUGCAGCAGUGUGUAAAGAAUGCAGAGAGAGGACCCCCUGCCCAGGAUGGGGAGAGACAGAAAAUAGAAAAUGACUCUCUGAAGAAAGAAUGUGACUGCCUCAGGAAGAUUGUGGACAAACAGCAGAAGAAGAUGGAGCAGUUGUCCUUGCAAGUAAAGAACCUGGAAGAACAGGUGGCCCAGGAAGAGGGGACAAGCCAAGCUCUGAAAGAGGAGGCAAUGAGAAGAGACAAUGCACUGCAGCAGCUCCGGACUGCUGUGAAAGAGCUUUCAGUGCAGAACCAGGAUCUCAUUGAGAAGAACCUGACCCUUCAGGAACGACUCCGGCAGGCAGAGCUAACAACCCAGCCACUGCCUGCCGAGACAGCCCGCCUCGCCCAGGAGUUGCACAGCGAGCUGGCCAGUUGUCUGCAGGAUUUGCAGUCUGUCUACAGCAUUGUCACUCAGAGGGCUCAGGGAAAGGAUCCUAACCUCUCUCUGCUCCUGGGCAUUCACUCUGUGCAGUACUCUGCUAAGGAGAAGGACGACUUGCUGAGCCCUGAUGGACUUGCAAAGAAACUGGUGGAGGUAAAACAGCUUCACAAAGAGGUGGAGGACUUAAGGACGGCAAUAUCUGACAGAUAUGCUCAGGACAUGGGAGACAACUGCAUCACCCAGUAAAGAACACUCCCCAAAGUAAGAUGGGAAAUGAAGACUUGAAACCUUCAGGAGUCUAUAGCUCCUACAACCCAAAACCUAUUCAGCACUUUACCAUCCCUUUGCUCGGGUACAAGAUGUGUGACUUAUCCAAUCCGUGAGAAAUCAGGGGGUUUGUUGCCAGAAGUGUUUAGCUGCUGACUGGCUAACUGGAAUCGUUCAGGGCUUCGGUGUCGGGCUUUGCAGUAGCUUUGAUCUUGUGGAAUGUGUUUAUGCUGUGUUUGCUGGAGCUGGUGUGGUCUCUGAUGCUGGGAGAUGAAUUCUGAAUUGCCUUCCAGGCAUGUCAAAUGAUGAACAUGCAAAUGUGACAGUUAAAAUCAUCACUGAAAGGAAAUGUAUGCCCUGGUCUUUCUGAUAAAUUCUCUGCGCAGAUCCUGUGUGACUAGUAAGACCAGAGGAUUAUCAGAGUGUUCAGGGGAUAUCUGUGGACUUCAUAGGCAAGCAGGUGUGCCAGUUACAGUGUGCUAAUUACAUCGAGGUGCUACAGGCUCCUCAGAUGCUGCGUGCGCUGUUCUGGCUUGGAUGCUUGUGUAGCCAUUCAUGGAGCAGGACCUGCUUUGCUCAGGUAAACGCAACCAGAGUCUUUCAGUAGCCAACAGGAGUUGGGGAAUAAAGCAACACUAAAAGAAAACUCUGAAAACGCUCCCCCUGGGCACUGUUACCCCAGAAGCCUUAAGCCUUUUAUCCCCCCAAAAUAGCACUCUGUGGGUAUGAUUCAGACUGCAGAGGAAGUGGAUUGAUGCUGAAGUGCCUUAAUGUGCUAGAGAAACCUCCUGUCCCCACACUGCUUCGUGCCUAAUGCAUCUGCUGGCAGGGUGAGGAACUGCUGUUUCUUGCAGCAGCCUUUAGAGCCAUCACAAACAAUCCUGGGGAGCCUCAAAUGUCUGUAGCCCCUGCCAGAGCCGCAGAGAGCCUCUGCGUCCCUGGGGGACCCCACUGCAGGCCAGUGGGGAGGCACACCUCUGCUUGGCGCUCUGCUUGCUGCUUAGGGAGAAAGCCAUGCCGGUCCUAAUGUGGCAGGAGGUACAGCUAGAUCUGAGAGCUCUUCCUGAUGCUUGCAAGGCAGUGACCACUCAGGCUUUGUUGUAGACCUGCCUCUUGUUCUCUGGGAGCUCCCUGUGCCUCUGCUAAAUAAUGAAAUUUCUAAAUAAAUCAGCAUGGGAUGCGGUUCACUUUGCACAACCCUCCUUAACCUUAGUGGCAACUUUACAGUACUGAGUGCUUGCUUGUGACAACGCCGUGGUGUUGAGGGUGGAGCUUUUUUGGUUUUCAGCUUGAGUUAAGAGCAAGAUAAGAAGUCGGUUCUAUAACGGGAGGGGAAAAUACUGCUGAAACUUCUGUCGUUUGGUUGCUCUUGGUUCAAGUUGGGGCUGUGAGCCCUGGGUUUGGGAGAAAUGCUUUCGUUAUUCCUUUGUGUUAAAAUUUAAGACCAAAUCUGUUUUGUUCUUAGUGUUUGGCCAACACGGGUGAUGGUGGCAACGAAUUGGUUAGGUUACUGUCCCAAGCUACCCCCUGCACGGCACGGGGAGGGAACGCACCAGUGUCUGCCCUGUUCUUUCCGCAUCUGGUGUAUUACAUUUCUGGCUGUUUCUGUUCCCAGGCUGCUGAUGCCAUGUACUGAGCUAAAUGUGGGCCAAGGCUAUUUCUUGAAGUCAUUUGUCCUGGCUGCUGGGAGCUCUCUAGGCAUUGGGGUGCAGAGCAGCACCAGCUGUGAAAGUUGCUCUCACCCACAGAUCAAAUCCCAACAGAGCGAAGUAACCAGAAUCCUCG
Molecule: messenger RNA, 4183 nt
Organism: Gavia stellata (red-throated loon)
Lineage: Eukaryota; Metazoa; Chordata; Aves; Gaviiformes; Gaviidae
Gene: CEP85
Product: centrosomal protein 85
Exons: 14
Coding region: 26-2377 (783 amino acids)
Cellular component (GO): centrosome
Source: RefSeq, a predicted model, not a curated record